Molecule: messenger RNA, 3145 nt
Organism: Sus scrofa (pig)
Lineage: Eukaryota; Metazoa; Chordata; Mammalia; Artiodactyla; Suidae
Source: RefSeq, a predicted model, not a curated record
AUGCAUUGUAGACACAAUCUGGAUUUUCUGGGCCCCCUUGGGCCAUCGGGACCUUGUUCCAACCUCAUCUAUGCUCACUGUUACAUCAAACGCCCCAACUCCGAAGGCACAGAAGACCCAGGUCUGGCCCUAGAGCACCUCGCCAUCCUCAGCAUCCCCUGGCCGUGCGUGGCCACCGGCAUCGAUGUGGUUUUACACACGAGUCCCCGUCCCCUGAUGGCACGCGCCCGAGACACCGACAAGAGCGUGCGCCCCGGGCAGAGCCCAGAAUGCCUCCCGGGAAGCCCCUUCCGGAAGCUCCGGCCCAGGGGGGUCACAGUCCGAUUCCGAGGGACCCAGCUGCCCACCGCUGACCUCUCCCGCCCGCCCCCACCCCGAAAUCUCCGCAAUCCUGGGAGACAGCUGCAGCCCCAGCGAGCGAGCCGAGCCCCGCGCAGCCCAGAGCAGGUGCACCUGCAGAGCCUGGCGUUGGCUUUGCGUCGAUUAAACACCUCCUCUUCGCACAAACCCCGGCGCCCCUCGUCCACUGUCUGGACCCAAGGACCCCCCUCUCGGGUCGAGGAGGGGCGGACGGCAGCUCGGAACCCACAAGCCAGAGAGUGUCCGCUCGCCCGCAGAAGGCAGCCGCCACCUGCUCUCCAAGGUCCCGCUCCAGCCCCUCCGUCGCGGGUCCCUUACCUUGUGGCCUUUCCCCGGGGGACACCUGACGUUAUUGGAGGCUCCUGCUGUCUGAUUCAUGUCCGGAGGAAGUUGGGGACCGAUUCUCUACCUUCGAAACUUCCUUGGCGCGUGGAGGGUGACAAAGGUGCGCGUCUCCCGGAGGCGAGGUGGGUCCUCCCGCUCCAGCCAAGCCCCGGCGACGUCUCCCCGCGACAGGUUUCCGCGGGGCCCCUGGUCCAGGGAUGCUUAGCCCUGCAGCCCGAGCCGGAGAAAGAGAAGCAGCUGCUGGGACCCCGGAGGGAGCCGGGCCGGCGCCGGCGGCUCCGAGGGCGCUCUGCCCAGGGCUGCCUUCCCGGGAAACAGUCCAGGACUCUCAAGACCAGAAGCGCGAGCAAAUCCGAAAAGAGCUCCGAGGAGGGGCGAGGAGCUCCUGCAGGAGCUCCAGUCGCCAAAUCUACCGGCGAUGGUCGGGAGGUGGCACGCGAGGCUCCGCCGGGCGCCACUGCACAGGGGAGGCGAGGACGCGGAGGGGGCGGAGGAGGAGCUGGGACGAGAGAGUCCCCGCCAGCCAUGGCUGAGGAUGGAGGCAUCCGGCUCCAGGGCAGGCGCUGCUGCCCCGGGCUGGGGUCCGCGGGGCCCCAUCUCCGUGACCGUGACCAGGGCGUCCUGGGGGGCAGGGCAGCGAGUUCAUCCACCUCUUUCUGCCCCCCGCCCCUGGAUUUUUCUUUGUAUUUUCCUUUUACUUUCGGCGCCUGGGAGGUCCUGGUCUAAUUAGGCAGCGUGGGGCACGAGGUGGCACAUUGACCCUUGGGGAUUAAGACAAGCAAACCAAAAAAGAGCAACGGCUCUGGGCUCUGUGAAGACUGCAUUGCAACAUAUUCAAAUCGCAAGUCUGACCGGCGGGCCAUUAGGAUCCAGCCCUAUCAGUGGACCAGAUGUUGAGUUUUGUCUAGAUUUAUCCAGGUGGUGAUGGUUGGGUUUGAAUGUCCCGAGCGGACAAUCAAGCCGCCUAACUGGGUUUCAAUUUUCCCAUCCCGCGUUCUUAGUUUCAUCAUCUAGACGCGAAGGAGGGAGCUGGUUUCACCUGUGAGAACUGGAGGUGAACAGUGAAUUGCUAGCAGAAGCUCCUCUCCACGGGGUGGCCGGGAAGAGUAAAAAGAUUUCACUCUCAGGUGUUUGCUGAUGUUUAUGGUCAUUUCUUUAACAGACCCCAAUCCACAGAAUAAGUUAUCCUGUGUGGUGACUUUAGCCCAGUGACAAGUUCGAAAGGGACUGGGGACAUUUCUGUUCUGUGACUGGGAAGUGACUUGUGACAUUGCUUCCUGUGGAAAGGCAAAUUUUGUGCAGGUGUAAGUCAGAGGACACAGCGUGGCUGUGGAGGCCGAUAUGGUUAGACUCUUGGCUUUGCUCUCCCUGGUGUACUUCCCUGGGCCACUUCUUUCUCUCAUUUCUUUUCCUGCUCCGAGGUCGUUGCUACUGUGCCAUCUUCCGGAUUAAAACCUGGCUUCAAAAUGUUGAUGGGUGGGAGGUGCUUAGCAAGGCAGUAGAUGGUCACCAGGUGGCAGGCGACCUUGGGUACGACUGCCUGGAGUGAUCGGGAGUACUUGACACAAUUACAGAGACUGAUGCUCAGGUCCACUCUGUUCUGGAGUAAAAAUCUGUAAGGAGGUGGCCCCUGCGAAUGGCCGCAUGGAGUUUCCAGCCGCCACCACGCUGCUCCUCUCCCAGCCUCCAGCAAUUCAUCAAAACUGCCCCUGCCUCGUCCUCCAAGUUCGUGUAGGCGGGGCCUCUGCUCCAGGGAAGCAGAGCUCAGCCCUGACCCCCUGGGUUCACUCAUCUCUGCAGAUUCCUGGGGCACCGCCGUUCUCUUCUGGGUCCAAGAAACCUCAUCAGCUUUCAUUGCGUUCAGGUUUUUCUAGUUGUAACUGCAGAAGCGAUGACGUGUAAGCUCCUGACAUGUUGGGGCUGAAACCAGACGUCUCUGUGUAUCUGUCUAGUCCUGGGUCUUCUAUUUUCUUUUUGCUUCAUGAUUCUUACCUUACUUUCUCUCUCUUCUCUCCUAUCAUACCGUGAGCAGCAAGAAAAACACAGAUGGUAACUUGGGCACAGCUCACAAAUCACUUGAGCGAAAUAACCAAGUUCAUUAGGUAACACUAGAAAAACCUCUUCGGUUUUCGGCGUCACCGCAGACCACACUCCCGCGAACUGUUCUGCCCUUUCCUGAUAAACAUCGUGCUUCCAGUGGGAUCGCUGGGGAGGCAUGCCCGAAGCAGCCUUCUAUAACCUGUAUCACUGUAUUUUAAUGAUUAAUAUGAAGGCUAGAAAAUUCAUUGCAGUGUGGUCAACUGUAGGAAGACAGUGUGCUUGGGUGUAGUAAAAUUCAGAGCUGACAGAUCUGGCAGAAUUCAUUAGUGGUCUCUUUUUCAGUCUUGAAGAAGCAAUACCACACCAAGGGUCACACUGUGUUGGGCUUGAAGAAGCAUGU